This is a messenger RNA of Telopea speciosissima, 2041 nucleotides long. Its product is annotated as meiosis-specific protein ASY1. The transcript is spliced from 22 exons. NCBI's taxonomy places the organism in Eukaryota, Viridiplantae, Streptophyta, Magnoliopsida, Proteales, Proteaceae. The record is from RefSeq and is a predicted model, not a curated record. Bases 108 to 1952 code for a protein of 614 amino acids.
UUUAAACAUUUCAGACGGAUUUUUUGAGUUGUAAGCUCGGCUUGUAGCUCUCGCUCUCGCUCUCCGAUUCUCCAUUGCUCAGUUUUCGCAGUCAGGGAACGAGAAAGAUGGUUGUAGCGCAGAAAGUGCAGGAAGCAGAGAUAACAGAGCAGGAUUCACUGCUUCUGACGAGGAACUUAUUGCGUAUCGCUAUAUUCAACAUCAGUUACAUCAGAGGCCUAUUUCCGGAGAAAUAUUUCAAUGAUAAGUCGGUUCCUGCCCUUGAGAUGAAGAUCAAGAAGCUUAUGCCCAUGGAUGCAGAAUCUCGAAGACUCAUCGAUUGGAUGGAGAAAGGCGUUUACGACGCCUUGCAGAAAAAGUACCUGAGAACACUUCUAUUCUGUGUCUGUGAAGCAGUGGAAGGUCCGAAGAUCGAGGAAUAUGCAUUUUCAUUCAGUUAUUCAAAUUCUGAUUCCCAAGAGGUUUCGAUGAACAUCAGUCGCACUGGAAGCAAAAAGGGAACCACAUUUAAAUCCAAUACGUCGGCAGAUAUUACUCCGAACCAGAUGAAGAGUUCUGCAUGUAUGAUGGUCCGCACACUUGUUCAGUUGAUGAGAACCCUCGAUCGGAUGCCAGAAGAGCGUACCAUUCUGAUGAAACUCCUCUACUACGACGAUGUGACGCCAGCGGACUAUGAGCCACCAUUCUUCAGAAGCUGCACGGAACAAGAAACCAAUAAUUCCUGGACCAAAAAUCCUCUAAAAAUGGAAGUUGGCAAUGUCAACAGCAAGCAUUUCGUAUUAGCUCUAAAGGUUAAAAGUGUCCUGGAUCCCUGUGAAGAUGAGAAUGACAUUCAAAACGAUGAGGAAGUGAGCUUGGGAGCUGACUCUGCUCAACGAGAUGAUUCCUCCAGCUCAGAUAGCGAGGUUGAUCUUUCAGAAGAAGACCAAUAUAUAGUUGCACCCGCUGAUAAACAAAGAACAGAAGAAAAUGGCUUGAUUGAUGACGACAAUACACAGGAUGAUGCGGAGGACGAACAACAAUUGGACCGGGUAAAAGAUUGGGUCAGCUCUCGCCACAUGGACACUGUUGAUCUCACUGAUGUUCUCUCAAACUUCCCUGACAUCUCGGUGGUUUUGACGGAAGAAAUAAUGGACAAACUCGUAAAAGAAGGUUUUCUGUCAAGGGCUGGAAGGGACAUUUUCACCAUUAUUAAGCCACAGAAUCUCGACUGUAAGUUUGCUGCCGUUAAAGACGAAAUGGAGGCUCAAGAAAUUCCACCUGGUGACGAAGUUCCCAAGAGUAGUAAAGACGAUUACAUGUACAUGAAGGCUUUGUAUCAUGCUCUUCCGAUGGAAUAUGUGACCGUACCGAAGCUUCAGAGCAAGCUUGAAGGAGAAGCCAACCAAGCUACAGUGAGAAAGCUGAUCGAUAAAAUGGCGCAGGAUGGAUUUGUUCAAGGCAAAGGCAACCGAAGACUAGGGAAGCGUGUCAUCCACUCGGAGACGACCAAUAAGAAGCUGCUGGAGAUAAAAAAUGCCUUAGCCUUGGACAACAAAACCGUGGCAAUGGAGAUUUUCGAGCCAAAUAGCAAAUCGAACGGUGCGGAACUUCAAACAACCGGGAGCAAACAAAGGGACAUGUCCACCUGCGGUGGCCUCCGCUCCAUCGGAUCUGAUCUUACACGCACACGCGGGAGAUCCGACACGCAUCAGAACAGUUCGAUCAGGGGUGACCAGGAAGUAGGAGAGCACGGAAACACUCCCAUGAGCAAGGCUGGGCCUGUGGCUUCUCGAGAAAGCGGCGUCCCGAGGAAUGAGCACGAUGGAGCAAACGGGAGGAACACUCACCGUGAGGAAGGUGACGCUGCCAUCUGCAGUCGAUCAACCCAAGAGAAGCGAUCCAGGAAAGCGAGCACGGUUAAGGAGCCUAUUCUUCAGACUGUGAAGCGCCAGAGAUCGCAAGCCGUGUGAUAACUGAUAAGGAGAUAAGAAGUAAUUAACAUUGGCAUGACGGAGACAUUGUAAUUCGCUUCAUCAAGUAAUAAGCUCGCCAGGACUCC